This is a messenger RNA of Fusarium keratoplasticum, 408 nucleotides long. RefSeq lists its product as uncharacterized. The record is from RefSeq and is a predicted model, not a curated record. Lineage: Eukaryota; Fungi; Ascomycota; Sordariomycetes; Hypocreales; Nectriaceae. Bases 1 to 408 code for a protein of 135 amino acids. The transcript has a single exon.
AUGCGACCUCUUCCCCUGAUUGUGGCUCUCCUGCCUUCUCUGGGUGGAGCGGUCAAGUUCGAGCUCAUCAAGGGCACCUGCGACACUGGCUUCCAUCCCUCUGUCCCGGGAUCGUGGUCCUAUGGCACCAUCAAGCGCGUCGGCGACGACGGCUGCAAGGGCUGCAACCUCUCCAUGGAGCGCAAGGACGGCGUAUGGUAUGGGCGCAGCCCGUGCAAUCCCUGCGACGGCGGCAUAAUCUACGAGUUCGUGCCCAACGGCAGCGGGAGGAACAUCUACCGGGCGGGAAAUCGGAACAAGAUCAUUGGUCAUUGUGAGGGGCGAAACGGUCCCGCCUCGUACUGCAACGGUUGGAACUUUGCUUGUUCGGGCUCGAUCCAUUACCUCUGCUCGGUUGACGAGUGCUAG